This is a messenger RNA of Castor canadensis (American beaver), 1716 nucleotides long. The record is from RefSeq and is a predicted model, not a curated record. Lineage: Eukaryota; Metazoa; Chordata; Mammalia; Rodentia; Castoridae.
AUUGUCUCUGCCUUUACAACAGAGGGAGACGAUGGACUGAGCAGACCCACACCAUGGAGUCUCGGGUCUUACUGAGAACAUUCUGUUUGAUCUGCGCUCUCGGGGCAGUUUGGGGGCUUGGUGUGGACCCCUCCCUGCAGAUUGACGUCUUAACAGAGUUGGAACUUGGGGAGUCCACAGAUGGAGUGCGCCAGGUCCCGGGGUUGCAUAAUGGGACGAAAGCCUUUCUCUUUCAAGAUAUGCCCAGAAGCAUAAAAGCAUCUGCUGCUACAGCUGAGCAGUUUUUUCAGAAGCUGAGAAAUAAACAUGAAUUUACUGUUUUGGUGACCUUAAAACAGACCCACUUAAAUUCAGGAGUUAUUCUGUCCAUUCAUCAUUUAGAUCACAGGUACCUGGAACUAGAAAGCAGUGGCCAUCGGAAUGAAGUCAGACUACAUUACCGCUCAGGCAGUCACCGUCCUCACACAGAAGUGUUUCCUUACAUUUUGGCUGAUGACAAGUGGCACAAGCUCUCCUUAGCCAUCAGUGCCUCCCAUUUGAUUUUAUACAUUGACUGCAAUAAAAUUUAUGAAAGAGUGGUGGAAAAGCCCUCCACAGACUUGCCUUUGGGCACAACAUUUUGGUUGGGACAAAGAAAUAAUGCACAUGGAUAUUUUAAGGGUGUAAUGCAAGAUGUGCAAUUACUUGUCAUGCCCCAAGGAUUUAUUGCUCAAUGCCCAGAUCUGAAUCGCACUUGUCCAACUUGCAAUGACUUCCAUGGCCUUGUGCAGAAAAUCAUGGAGCUGCAGGAGGUCUUAGCCAAAACAUCAGCCAAGCUGUCUCGAGCUGAACAGCGCAUGAACAGACUGGAUCAGUGCUAUUGUGAGAGGACUUGCACCAUGAAGGGAGCCAUCUACCGAGAAUUCGAGUCCUGGACAGAUGGCUGUAAGAACUGCACGUGCCUGAAUGGAACUGUCCAGUGUGAAACCCUGAUCUGCCCGGAUUCUGACUGUCCACUUAAAUCGGCUCUUGCAUAUGUGGAUGGCAAGUGCUGUAAGGAAUGCAGAUCCAUAUGCCAAUUUCAAGGACGAACCUACUUUGAAGGAGAACGAAAUACAGUCUAUUCCUCUUCUGGUGUGUGUGUUUUAUAUGAAUGCAAGGACCAGACCAUGAAACUUGUUGAAAGUUCAGGCUGUCCAGAUUUAGAUUGUGCAGAGUCUCAGCAGAUUACCUUGUCUCAUAGUUGCUGCAAAGUCUGCAAAGGUUAUGACUUUUGUUCUGAGAGGCAUAACUGCAUGGAAAAUUCUGUCUGCAGAAAUCUGAAUGACAGGGCCGUGUGCAGCUGUCGAGAUGGUUUUAGGGCUCUUCGGGAGGACAAUGCCUACUGUGAAGACAUUGAUGAGUGUGCUGAAGGGCGCCAUUACUGUCGUGAGAACACCAUGUGUGUCAACACCCCAGGUUCUUUCAUGUGCAUCUGUAAAACUGGAUAUAUCAGAAUUGAUGAUUAUUCAUGUACAGAGCAUGAUGAAUGCAUCACAAAUCAGCACAACUGUGAUGAAAAUGCUUUAUGCUUCAACACAGUUGGAGGACACAACUGUGUUUGUAAGCCUGGCUAUACUGGGAACGGAACUACAUGCAAAGCAUUUUGCAAAGAUGGCUGUAGAAAUGGAGGAGCCUGUAUUGCUGCUAAUGUGUGUGCCUGCCCACAAGGCUUCACUGGACCCAGCUGUGAAACGG